Lytechinus pictus (painted urchin) is the source of this 5224-nucleotide messenger RNA. RefSeq names its product echinoidin-like. The transcript has 3 exons. Bases 299 to 844 code for a protein of 181 amino acids. NCBI's taxonomy places the organism in Eukaryota, Metazoa, Echinodermata, Echinoidea, Temnopleuroida, Toxopneustidae. Gene Ontology annotation, molecular function: signaling receptor activity. The record is from RefSeq and is a predicted model, not a curated record.
GCUUUCGUGACACGAGCGCAGGAUACGGAUGUGCGUAGCAAAUCUUGAUAGCUCGAUGGCCUGUUUCCAGCAGAGAUAUUUCCGUUGUAAACCGUAACUAGAGCUUGUAAACAAUCCUUUUUUAUAUCGUUUAUGGAACUUUACAAGCAAAAUUUAUCAUUACCCCCCCCCCCUAUAUGCAUAUAUGAUAAACAGUUACUUGGACUCGUCAAUUUGUAUCAACCAUCACCAGUAUAUGCCAGUAGACAACUUAUAGCCGCGAUUUGUUGGGACUUAACUGGAGUGUCAUUAAUUAGCAAUGGGUUACCUCGUCAAUGAUCGCUCGUUCGUCGUCAUCGUUGCCUACGUCUCGUUGUUGGCCGUGAUUCCUAUCUCGCAGGCCGGAGGGUGUAGCUGCCCUCCCCUAUGGACAGGCUUCGGCCAACACUGCUACAGGUUCUUCUCGAUGAAUGUAAGUUGGUUCGAAGCGGAGAACCGCUGUCGUGAUUUCACAGUCCCGUGCUCUGACGGGAGUACUGAUGGUCUGUUUCAGGGACAUCUCGUCUCGGUUCAUUCCCAGGAAGAAUUCUCCUUCUUAACCACAAUGUACGAGUCUAUCAGAGUCAAGCGGAUUGGUGUAUCAAACUGGGUGUGGAUCGGUUUACAUGACCGAGGUACGGAGGACUCGUUUGAAUGGAUCGACGGGACCGAAGUGGAGUAUACCCCCUGGACCCCUGGGCAGCCCAACAACUACCAAGAACAGGAUUGUAUUGUAUUCAGACAAGAGGAUGAAUAUCAUUGGCAUGAUGUGGCCUGCGACUACGAUAGAGUGGAAGCAUAUAUUUGUAAAAUUCCGAAAUGGUAGCCAGCAGCGAAAUAGGAAAUAACAACGAUAAAAUUACGUAGCGUCAAUUUAUUUGACCAGUUUUCUUUUUUUUCAGAUCGAGUACGGUAUGCGAUUUCUAUUUAGUGGAUGGAAACCCAGAUUUUUUUGUUGUUGUUGUGACAUUGCAUUUAUAUAUCACCAGAAAUUUUGCAUCUACAAUAGCGCCAUCUAUUGGCUAUUUCCGAGGUGCUCAAUAAGAAUUGAAAGGUAAUUUUUAGACAUUAGAAGUGAUAUGCAAUAGUGGUCAUCAUAUCAAAAUUCUAGAAAUCGUCGGGCAUUACCCCCCCCCCUACCUCCCGUUCCACACGUCCAAUGUCAAGGGAUUUUCAGAUUAAAAACUGAUUUCAGACUAUUUCAACAUAGGCCUAUUAUAUCUGGUCAUUUAUAACACAAAAUUCAGAUCGGAAAGAUGUCAUUUUUUGUUGAUUUUUAUACUUUUUUAAAAUCAAUUCGAAGAGUCAUCCCUGAACGUCGUAUUCAUAUGAAUUUCAUGGUUCAGUUAAGCGAUCACCCGUCAGCGCCGCCCAAACUCACAAUUAUCAUAACGUUACGCCUAUGGGACAAAUCGUGAAUUAGUCGCUUACUAUUGCAAUAACAUAAUAUUAUGUAUGAAAAUCGCUUUGGCACCACCCCCGGGAGGGGGGGGGGGUAUAUAAUGCAUAGUGGGUAUGUGCCGCGGAGGGGACCCCCAUUUUUACACUCAAAUUUCAGUUCCAAGGCAUAGCAUUUUUGUCUUAUUGAGAAAAAGAACAAAGAAAGCCGCUCCAAAGCAUAGCAUUUUCUUCUUAUCGAGAAAAAGAAGAAAGAUAUCCGCUCCAAAGCUUCGCAUAUUUUUCGUUACGCCGUUCCAGUCGCAUUGAUCUGCUACAAUGAGCUGCAAUUUUGGUGAAAAGCAGCCGCAGAGCGCUGUCCGACCAUCGCCCCUGCGCGAGCGUACCCGGGGCCUUGCCGCCGGGCUAGCUGCAUCAUGCACGCUUGCCCGUUCCGUAGGGAUGCAUACGCACUCACACGCUGGCGAUCCGUUCCAAGGACCCCCGUUUUCACAAACAUUUGUAGUUCCGAAGCCCGUUCCGAGGACCCUCCUUUUUACAAUAAGCCCGCUCCAAGGCCCCCGUUUUUGGUAUCGCCCGUGGCACACCCUACCACUUUUUUGGUCGAGUACCCUCCCCCCCCGGGGGGCACCACCAGAUCUAAAAUCCCCAACAUUUUCUCAUCCCCAUAAUAACAUUUUGCUCUAUUUCCCCUUUUUGUGCGCGAUAUGUGUAAAAUUCGCUUGUUUUUCUCACUUUUUAGGAAUUUUUUAUCGCAGUACUUGAAAACGGUAGCAGACGAACCUUUGUUACCACCGCCAAAAUAAAGAGUCUUACUUCAUUUUUUUCUGAUAUAAGGGUCAUUUGGAUUGGAUAAAAGUUCAUCCUGUCAUUUUUCACGUCGAAUCAGAUGUUCCCUUAGAACAUUAGCCAAAACGGGAAGAAACCGCUGUCGCGAACACGCGAUUACUACACACAAAACCUAUAGCGUGUGCGCAACUAGUGCAGUGGCCUGGAAAUAACUGUCAUUUUAAUGGUAAACAAACGCCACUUUUUAUGAAAAGUAACAUCUGUAGAACGAGCAGUAUGAAAUAAUAUCGCAUUUAAAUAACGUGCACUUCGUUUAUUUGGAAGUAUUCACAGGUAUUAAUUUUGUUCUUGUGCCGUGGCCUGUGCAGCUGAACGGUCAGGAGACUGUACCAACGGCAAAUAGGGGUAUUGAGUACCCGUCUAGUCUGGGCCGGGAGCACUUACGAAGUUACGGUGCGUGUGAAAGAAUGUCUGUCUGUACUGUGACAGUGACACUCCAUGCACUGGAUCGUCCCGUCCAUAAUCAGUAUUGUUUACACAGGGCAAAACACCCCUUUUUGUUAUAAUGGAAGCGUCGAUUUCAAUUUCAGUCAUAUUACUGCACUACAGUGUAUCCCAAAACAAAUGUUAAUGGCUUUACUUUUAUACAACUGGAUGACAAAUUAUGUGAUAUGGUCCAAUAAUCACAAAGGUAGGAAUAUUUUUCCAUUACUUAAACCUCUCCAUCCAAGUUUUGUAUGUGCAAUCAGGACGAGAACUGUCCGUCGAGCUAUACUCCACAUGACUGAUUGUGCACAGACUGCAGACAUCCCUGUAUCUUGACGGGCAUCAAGUUGAAGGCAGAUCUGCUAGACCAUAAUUACAGAAAAAUGAAUCUUUCAAUAUGUAAAUGCUUAUAAAACGAAUGAAUGUGAACAAUAAUAAUAUAUGUACAAACUACGUAAACUAGACAACAAAUACGGAACUUUUCAAGAUGAGAUAAUGUAUUAAAAAUUGUUUUAAUUCAUUUCCUUGUAAUGAUUGUUUAGGCCAAAUGUAUAAAACAAAAGCUAGUUUGCGAUUAUAAAAUUAUAUACAUGUGCAAUAUAAUUCAGCAAUUGUCACUCACAUCAUAUAUAAAAGUGUCGUGUGGGACACACUCUCUUACGUAUUAGUCCGGUCUGAGCUUCAGCAUUAUACAGUGCGUAUCAAAAAAAAGUUUACACUUAGAAAAAAUCCUGUAAAAUUAUAUAUUUGUAAUAUCCUGAAGAUUUUCCACAUUUUAACAUUGGUACAGAUCCAUUUAAGCAAUAUAAAUAACUGUCGAAAAAUAUUUCCGCUUGAGUGAGCACCACUUACUUUUGAAAAGUUAGUGAAAAUCAUUUUCGCAGAACUUUGAAAUAAUUAUGCAAAUAAAAGUAGACCUUAAUCAUGAAGAACACGUGGGAUUUAGCUAGUAAAAUUGAUUUGAAGAUAUUUUUUACCUUUUUUUAAACUUGUCUCUUUGCUCAAAACACUUCAAAGAGUGCAUUGCGUCCCACCCCACUCCCCCACACACCGAGGCCAUCAUGACGAUAUUUUCUUUACACUGAGCUGUGAUUUACAUGAAAUGGCUUAGGCUUGAUUUUCAUUUUGAUAAUCAUUGUCAAGCUUGGGAAAAGUGUGGAGAAACAAGUAUUAAAUGAGAAAUGAAAUGUAAACCCACUUUAAAUGAUAAAAACUUAGUGAAAAAAUGCUGGAGAUGUCUGAUAUACAUGUAAACUUUUGUUCAGAUUCAGUUAUGUCCUCACAUCCAGCUGGCACAAAAAGGGUAAAUGUUGUGCUUACUAAGUGUUAAAAUUUCAAUUUGGGUGGCAAAAUUGUUACAAAAUGCUUGAAAAUAUCUGUUUUAUUUCAAUAGACUAAAAGUGCAAGGGAAAUGUAUGAGAAAUGUUUCGCAGGGUAAGUUUGAUUUCGCCCUUUCCCCAGUUCCCCUUGAUACAGCGUGAAAACGAGCAUUUCUGCGCAAGCAGAUUUCCGCAAGCUUUACAAAAAUGGACAGUGCUCACUCAAGUGUAACAUUCUGUCAAAACUUUUACUUCCAAUGGAUAGAUCAGACCCAACCCAUGAUUAUAUGUGAAAAAAUUACACACAUGUUGUAUAUUUUUUAAUUCCCAGGGUUUUUUCAAAGUGUAAACUUUUUUUGAUACGCACUGUACAGUGGCAGGCAAACAUAUUCAGUAAACUUAAGUAAACACCUGGAGCGAAUUUUGUUUCCCUCAUGAUAAAAUGCAAAUCGUAGGCCUACUUAUUUAUGUUGUCUGUACAAUUUUCACUAUCCAUUCGCUAAGUUUAAGUUCCUAAAAUAUGGCACUAAACAGGUUGGCAAAGAAUACUUAACGAUACGGGCUGGAGCGGUGCUGGCGUUUCCCUUGCCAAAGUUUUCUCUCUACCUCUUACACCACCCCCUCCCCCUCUAUUUCUCAUUUUCUUCCGUCUCCUUUUGGUUUACUUCUCUGGCCAUUCCCGGUUGCCCCCCCCCCCCCUCUCCCUUUUCUUGUAUUUUUUUUUUUUUUGGGGGGGGGGUAUGUCCUGUCCUUCGGUUUAAUUUAUUAUAAUUAUCUUGUUCUUGCAAGGUUCUUGUAACGUUUUGUCCCAUAUUGUCCUAAUUGUUUUGCCUUGUCAUACCUCGUUAUUAUCCAGCCUUAUCUUAAUUUCAGAGAUUAUAAUAUAAGUCAUGACAGUCAUAAUUAAUAUUCCAUGAACCGAUAUGAUUUGUAUAUUAUAAAUAUUCCGAAUUUGUAUCAAUAUAUCACUUCUUCAUUUAUACAAGAGAACCUCCAUUAAAAUAACUACGCUCUACUAGAGGUUGCCAUUUUAUUUCAUUAUAUUGUUCAUUUAGUAAAUUUGUUUUUGAAUAUUUGAAAUGAAGUAAAUUAUUCAUCAAUCAAUUAAUCAAUCACAAAAUUGCCUCGCUCUCAAAGUGAGAGGGGCCAUUCAUAUCGUGUAAAUGUUCAAGUUAUAAAUAAAGUUUCUAUCCCAAAGAUUGAACAAUUUAAAA